This is a messenger RNA of Vollenhovia emeryi, 1534 nucleotides long. RefSeq lists its product as uncharacterized. The coding region runs from base 29 to 463 and encodes 144 amino acids. The record is from RefSeq and is a predicted model, not a curated record. Lineage: Eukaryota; Metazoa; Arthropoda; Insecta; Hymenoptera; Formicidae. The transcript is spliced from 3 exons.
UAGAUAAAGUAUGAAAUAACCUCGCCAAAUGGUCAUACUCAGUUACUCUUCAAUUGGUCUAACAAUAAGUCAAAGUGUAAAGAAGAUGCAAAGGCAAGAUCGGUUCUUUGUGGUUACCAUAUUUUUUGUAAUAGUGCUUACAAUUUUUCAUUCAGGUGAGGCAUUACAAUGUUAUCAAUGUGAUUCGAAAACGAGACAACCUUGUCCCUCAUCCAGCGCAGUAGUGACAUGCCUGAAGAGUGACAUGUUAUGUUUAGUAUAUACAACUAAAAUAUAUGGCAAACAAAUCACCGAACGUUACUGCGGUGAUCUUAACGCUUGCGAAAUCGUAGUACGUAAGCUUAACGCCACAGAUUGCCGUAUAUGCGACACAAACCUAUGUAAUGCUGCUGCCAUCAAUACGUUAUCAACUAUCUUAAUGUUAACAUCAGGAUUGAUUACUUUGUCAUGGACAAUUCAAUGAAUUUCAUAGAUUAUUUUUAUGAUUAUUCAAUCUUUCUCUUUAUUGUUUAUAUCAUAAUCUUUUUAAAAACUUUUUAACGUUGAUAUUAAAAUAUGUAUCUGUUUCUAAAGCCAGCACAAGUUCUUUAGUUGUAUGUUAUUUUACUCCGUAUUAAUUAUUAUAUCGAAUAUCACGCGAAAGCUGAAUUGUCAAGAGCAUUGAAUUUUUUGAAAAACUAAGUGGACAUUUUCUUCCUGUCGCAUUUAAAACAAGAACAUUUUAAAAAUAAAUGAUGGUUCUGCGUUAUGAAAAUUGGGCCGCCGCAGUGUGGGAAAUUUCGUUCUGAUACGCCAGGAAGAGCGCGAGACCUUAUUUCUUUCGCGAAUCACAAUGAGUGAGGAAAUUCUCAAGGUUCCAUGUCCCUCUCAGCGUUCGCUGCAUUUCUCUUACGCGCCACGAUAAAAUACAGAUCUAACUGUAAAGUCUUAGACCACUGGCUACGCAACGAAAUUGCGUAAAGACAGUGUACUUUAAUAAUGGAAUGCUCUGUCUGUGAUGCUAUCUUAAUAUUAUCUUGAUUAUCCUUUAGUUACACCAGCGGAUGAAGAAAAAUGUAUACCUACUUAUGUUUUGACAUAUUUAAAGAAAUUGUAAAAAUUAAAAGAUAAAAGGACACGUGUGAUUUGAAUUUUCUUCUUUUAACAUGUAUAAUUAUUAACUUUAACAUGUGGUGCUAUUUACAUUUAGAUGAAAGUCCCCUAUUGUGAGAUAGACUUCUAACAUGAGAUAGUAGGUUUUCAACAUACAAAUUCAAUCAAAAAUCUUUUUUCGCAACGUUUACACGAUCCAGCAAUAAAUUUCCCACUAAAUACAUUUCACUCCAAGAACAAUAAGUUCAUGACAGAACCAACAAAUGAUGACGAUUAAUUAUUACAAAUAGCCUGCUAUGUCAUAUUAGAAGCUUGUCUCAUAAUAGGGGCCUUUCCUCUUAUACUAUUAACUGUAAAAUGGACAUUAGAAAAAUAGCUGUUACUGUAAAAUUGCAAAUAUAUUUUGAAAACAACUGACCACAAUAAAAGUAUUUUAAAACUA